Messenger RNA from Conger conger (European conger), 4244 nucleotides. Its product is annotated as MAP kinase-activated protein kinase 2. Gene Ontology annotation, cellular component: cytoplasm; nucleus. The transcript is spliced from 10 exons. NCBI's taxonomy places the organism in Eukaryota, Metazoa, Chordata, Actinopteri, Anguilliformes, Congridae. The record is from RefSeq and is a predicted model, not a curated record. Gene Ontology annotation, biological process: vascular endothelial growth factor receptor signaling pathway; peptidyl-serine phosphorylation; toll-like receptor signaling pathway. Bases 613 to 1764 code for a protein of 383 amino acids. Gene Ontology annotation, molecular function: calcium-dependent protein serine/threonine kinase activity; calmodulin binding; ATP binding.
AGUGCCUCCAGCUAGUUCGCUAGCUGCAUUGUGCUCGUCUGACUUAGCGCUAGCUAACUGUAGCUAGCUUACUAGCUAGUUACAGCCCCAGCAAACUUCUGUUGGUCAUUUAUUUAUUUUCUUGCUUCUCCUAAAAGGACAUAUGGGAUUUCAUAACCGCGACAAACGAAUGGAAACCCCACCACUUGGUAACAGCUAUUCUUGAAGGAGAGGUGCUAGCUAGCUACUUUUUACAGGUGGAAACAGAAGAAUCCGACACAAUAAUCUGACAUUGUGGCGAGUUGUCUUGCCGAGCUCGCCGUCACAUCGACGAUUAGUUAGCAACUAUCUAGUUAAGUUCGCGAAAAAGUAAAUGUACUGAGGGAGCUGUAUGGAUUUCACUCUAUCGGGGUAGUGGUGUGCUGGUUAAAGUAGCUUAGCUAAUGUGACUAGCUGCUUGACCUUAGUAGCUAACGUGUGGCUAUAACGUCGGCGGGUUAAGUCAGCGGAACACUUGACUUGUACGUACUAGGAGCUAAUUAGCUGUAGCUAGGGGUCUACUAGCACGCCAGUUGUUGUCGGGAGUAUUUAAAAAGUCAAGAGUGGAGGCUUUCUCUUCGGUGGACUCUCACAAUGUUGUCCAACGCCCAGAACCAGAACCAGCCGGUGUUCCCGACCCAGCAACAGCAAACUCUACAGAACCCGGCACAGUUCAUGCAGUUUCACGUUAAACCCACAUUGCAAAUAAAGAAGAACGCGAUAACGGACGAUUACAAAGUCACAAGCCAGGUCCUUGGUUUGGGCAUAAAUGGCAAGGUUUUGGAAAUCUUUCAAAAGAAAAACGGAGAAAAAUACGCAUUAAAGAUGCUGCAGGACUGUCCAAAAGCCCGGCGGGAGGUGGAGCUACACUGGCGGGCAUCACCCUGCAGCCACAUCGUGCGCAUCGUGGACGUCUACGAGAACCUGUACCAGACCAGGAAGUGCCUGCUCAUCGUCAUGGAGUGCAUGGAUGGGGGAGAACUCUUCAGCCGCAUUCAGGACAGAGGAGACCAAGCCUUCACGGAAAGAGAGGCCUCCGAUAUCAUGAAGAGUAUAGGAGAGGCCAUCCAGUACCUGCACUCCAUCAACAUCGCACACAGAGAUGUCAAGCCGGAGAAUCUGCUGUAUACUUCUAAACGACCCAAUGCCAUCCUCAAACUAACAGACUUCGGCUUCGCAAAGGAAAUGACGACACACAACUCCCUAGCCACACCCUGCUACACGCCCUACUACGUGGCUCCCGAGGUUCUUGGGCCAGAGAAGUACGAUAAGUCCUGUGACAUGUGGUCUUUGGGAGUGAUCAUGUAUAUCUUGCUCUGUGGAUACCCACCUUUCUACUCCAACCACGGCCUGGCCAUUUCUCCGGGCAUGAAGAAGCGCAUCCGGAUGGGACAGUACGAGUUCCCGAACCCCGAGUGGUCCGACGUCUCCGAGGAAGCCAAGCAGCUGAUCCGUCAUCUGCUGAAGACUGAGCCAACACAGAGGAUGACCAUCACGGAGUUCACCAACCACCCCUGGAUCAAUCAGUCAAUGGAGGUGCCCCAGACUCCGCUCCACACCAGCCGUGUGCUGAAGGAGGAGAAGGACGCCUGGGAGGACGUCAAGGAGGAAAUGACGAGUGCGCUGGCCACAAUGAGAGUCGAUUACGAGCAAAUCAAAAUCAAGACCAUUGAAGAUUCCUCCAACCCGCUGCUGCUGAAGAGAAGGAAGAAGGCUAACACUGCUUCAGAAACGCCCGCACUCUAAGGGAAACACGUGCAUGCACGCAUACACACACACACGCACACACACACAUGCACACUCACACACAUACACGCUUACAUACACACAUGCACACAUACACACACACACACACACACACACACACACACACACACAUACAUGUACACAUCCUCAUUCGCACGCAUAAAAAGCAUGUAUACACACAUGCACUCACCCUCUCAUGCACAUGCAAACACGCGCAGAUACACAAGCAUGCACGGACAUGCACACACACACACACGCGCACACACACACACACACACACACAAACGCGAGGCAGCACAAAGGAAGCAAUAUCCAUCAUUGUAACAAAAACUGCAUUUUCCCUGUCCUACAGAGCAUGGAUUUUCAUAAAAUCUAAACAAAAACCAAAAAAAAAAGACAAACAAUUAUACAAUUAUUUUACAUUAUUGAUUUUAUUUUUUAGCAACACUUCUUUUUAUUACUCUGGUCUUUUUAACAAAUGAAGCGCUCCUGAAUGUGAGGUGAGAAUUCUAGCAGUAAAGUUAAAACACACAAGAUCAAGCACUCCUGGGUGAUGUGAGUGCUAUACCAGUAAUGGUGAAACAAAGCAAAUUCAAGAUUAUGUAAGGCUUGAGAGAAAAGAGGGGGAUACGGAAAUGAUAUAGUUUUGAUAAUGGCUGACUUCAUUGAUUGUUUAUACUUCUAUUUUCAUAUUGUGUUUUGUGGUCCCAUCACUGUAAAGAAAGUUCUGAGUCUGUUUUUACCUUUUUAAACCACACUGCUCCUAGCGCUUUAACAAACCUCUCUGUAGAUCUACCAAAGAACCUCUGUAGUCAGCAUCGUGCAGCAUUGAGCUUUUUCUUCCAAAUAUAAACCGUCGUUCUUGUUUGCUUGGUGAAGAGACUAAACCUUCCCAUCCUUGCCUCAUGCCACAAAAAAAGAAAAAUACACUAUCAAUCCACUCUACUGUAAAUUCCUUUUCAUUUAUAUAUUUCAUUUAUUCAUUUAAUUUUCUGAAUGUACGAGACCUCUGGGUUCAGUGCUGUGAAUUGUCUUGCCUUUCUCCCAGACUGUGUUUCUGGGGCCACUAUCCGAGCGUAUGCCCUGUCCAGCCUGGAUGGGUUGAUGCAGUGUACUCUGUGCUUUUGCCAUUUCCUCAGUCAUGCUGUGUACAGUAAACUUUCUGAGGGUAGCCGUCGUCUAGGAGAGAUGUGAAUAUCUCACUUUUUAAUUUUCUUUUUCUUUUCAAGGUUUUAUGUACCAAAUUGUGUAAGCUGUGUCAGUCACUGGGGUAUAGCCAUGCCAUGUUACACCUUGAGUAAUAAGAGGUGUUUGUAAAGUGUUGUUUUUUUUUCUUUUUUUUUCUUCUUUCUUCUUCCUCUUUUACCCGAGUGACUGAUUUUACGCUGAAGCCAUUUGGCCGUGUUACCCCGUGUGCAAAUUGAUGUUGAAAGAUGUGGGAUGAUAUUUCUGUGCAACACGCACUGGGAGAGAAACGACCCUCUUCUUUCUUUCUCUGGUGUUAUUGAAUGAUGAGAUGUUCUGAGUCCUGGCUGUUCGCUUGCUGUGUGCUGUAUUAAAGAAGUCAGAGUCCUUUCUGCAUCAGGAGAGAAGACUCGGUCCAUUUUAAUGAGUUUACCUUUUAAAUUUACAGAAACUAGGCAGUGUUAUUCCUGCCCAUGCGAUCACUUAAGCCAUUUUUGGGUGGGCUUCAGAUGAACUCGUAGGAGGCUGUCCAUGUGUGUCUUUGUGUCUCUCGGCGUGUAGUUGUGUACUGUAAUAAGCAUACAGGCACUGCUGGCCCUCUGUGUUGGAUGUUCCGAUUAAAAAUGUGUCCCAUUUGGCUGUAACGCUGCCCCUGUUGCUCUCUGAUUUGGAUUAACUGCAGUGUGUUUGCUAAUAAGGAGCUCCCGACCGGUUCUCGCAAGUCUUGGUACCUGAACACAAGAGACAGAGAGGUUCAGGAAGACUCCCCUGACUAACCUCAGUCAGGCUUUUGGAUUCACUGGUUCACCUCAAAUAUCUGCCAUCGUGGGAAAUACUGAAGAGAACUGCUCUUUUUUUAUUUUAUUUUUUAUUAUUAAUGUUUUUUUUUGUUGUUUUUUGAGCGUUCGAGUUCACCUCAACCUCCAUUGAAGCACAGAGGUGUGUUACGCGGCAGCCAUUUUGCUCCAGAAGACCUGUCGCACUGCAAGGAGGAGAGGGACUGUCCCCCCCACCUCACACAACGGCUAUCGACUGCUAUAAAUGAGGCCAUGGACACUGGAUUCUUUCCUGCCACCCUUUAUAUUUUGCUGACUCAUUUCCUCCUUUUUGCUGACACGUUUCCUGUGUGCUCGGCCAUUUUGUCACGCUCUGGAUGUCCCUCACAGCACCACUCUUAUGUUUUCUUUUCUCAGUUCCCUCAGUGCCAGGCCUAACCUCUCUGUCCUAUUGUGUUCCACUGCUGUGCAGAUGUGCAGGUCUGUGUCUACUUAUUAAAACACUCUGGGGGAAAACCA